AUGGCGCACAUCACAGGCUUCCCCCCGCCUCCGAGGCCGGGCCCCCCUCCCACCGCCGCCGCCGCCGCGUCGACAAGGAACCACAUGACGGACAUCGAGGAGCCGUUCCCGAGCCCCGACGCGCUGGCCUCGGCCACCAAGAGCCACGCGCAGGGCCGCUUCCGCAUCUCGACGCGCAAGCUCCCCAUCUCCAAGUCGGGCGCCAUCGACGCGCUGACGGAGCGCAUCGGCAUCCCCAUGCCCGAGAUGAUCUUCGGCGACAACAUGGUGUCGAUCGAGCACGUCCCCUCGGGCUGGUCCAUCACGUUCAGCACCGCCGAGGCGCUCGACGCCGUCGACAAGACGGACCGCCACAUGCUCAAGGUCGCGUACGCGCGCGACUGGGAGAGCACCCGCGAGGGCACCACCGCGGGCAUCAAGGAGGUCGUCAAGCCCUACGACUGGAGCUACUCGACUACGUACCGCGGCACCGUGCAGCAGCCGCAGGAGCUGCCGACCCUGCGGCCGACGGACGUCAAGAUCCCCAUCGAGCUCCUCAAGCGGCGCGACCCCAUCCUCUUCUUCGACGAGGUCGUCCUGUACGAGAGCGAGCUCGACGACAACGGCAUCUCCGUCUACAGCGUCAAGGUCCGCGUCCACGCCCACCGCAUGCUGCUCCUGUGCCGCCUCUUCAUGCGCCUCGACAACGUGGUGGUGCGCAUCCGUGACACGCGCGUCUACGUCGACUUUAACACGGACGAGGUGCUGCGCGAGUACACGGAGAAGGAGUCCAAGUUUGAAGAUGUCAAGAGGGCGUUGUUCUUGUCGGGACGCCUGACAGACGACAUCACCACCGCGCUGCGGGAUCCAAACGUCCUGGAUCCGUUGCUGCACACCGUAGACCAGAGGGCCGACGCCAUCAUUCUGGCAUCGGUGGAAGCUGCCGCGACGACGAGCCAGGGUGCCUAG
Purpureocillium lilacinum is the source of this 948-nucleotide messenger RNA. RefSeq lists its product as uncharacterized. NCBI's taxonomy places the organism in Eukaryota, Fungi, Ascomycota, Sordariomycetes, Hypocreales, Ophiocordycipitaceae. Gene Ontology annotation, cellular component: cytosol. The record is from RefSeq and is a predicted model, not a curated record. Gene Ontology annotation, biological process: TOR signaling.